Messenger RNA from Anoplophora glabripennis (Asian longhorned beetle), 1726 nucleotides. It is a transcript of the gene Sse, whose product is annotated as separin. The record is from RefSeq and is a predicted model, not a curated record. Gene Ontology annotation, molecular function: cysteine-type endopeptidase activity. Bases 68 to 1726 code for a protein of 552 amino acids. Gene Ontology annotation, biological process: meiotic chromosome separation; proteolysis. Gene Ontology annotation, cellular component: nucleus; mitotic spindle; cytoplasm. The transcript is spliced from 10 exons. Lineage: Eukaryota; Metazoa; Arthropoda; Insecta; Coleoptera; Cerambycidae.
AUGUUGGCAACGCUUACCUAACCUAUAAUGUUUUUAUAACUGUCAGUUGAAUUUAAACAAUUAAAAAAUGAACGAAAAACAUGAAGAAAUAUCUCGGAUUCUAAAAGAGCUUCAAAAUAUUCAUUACCCAUCUGGAAUUCAAUUUCAAAGACUUCAGCAAUAUAAAGCAUUAAAUGAUCAAGCAAGUAAUGAAUUGGCUGCAAUAUACAACCUUGCUCAGUCUCAUUCGCCAGGAUUAAGAAAUAAGGCUGCAUUGAGAUAUGAAAAAUUCUUAUCUUGUGAUGUCGAACCUAUGUCUAAAGGACCUCUAAUUUCUGCUAAAGAUGAAAUUGCAUUUAAGUGCCCUACCGAUCAGAUAGAGAACAGCAUAAGGGCCAUGUUGGAACAAGUAGAACAGAUGCCGAAAGAGUGGACUUUAAUUCAGCUAACAUCCCAGUAUAAUCCUUUGGAUAAUAUUAAUGAGGAUAAUAAUAUUUAUCAGACAAAUCCAAUUCACAUUGCCGUUUUUAGUUGUGGACAAAGUGAACAAAGUCCUUUCUUGGUAACUGUUGACGCACCUAAGGAUGCUGUUAAUGGUAAUUGUGUUGAGUUAGCUCAGGAGAUGAUGUCUAUAAUUAAAGGAAAUAAAGAAGCAUUAAUGUCACAUAAACAGAAAGUUUUUAAAAAUCACAAGGAAAAAUUAAACUAUAUGAGUAGGAGACAGUCAAUAGAGAAUAGGUUAAAGGCUAUUAUUAAAGAUAUCCAAAAUAUGUGGUUAAAAGAAUGGAGGUGCUUGUUAAGUGGUAAAUACACUGAUGAAUCUUUAGAUGAAAUGAUUAAAGUGGAACUUAUAAAUUUCUUUAAGACAGAGGUCGUGCAAUUGGAAGUAACAACUAGGACUCUUUUUCUCUUGACUUAUGUAGUUAAAGGGACGAAGCAUCUAAAAUUAGCAGAAAUUAUAAAAGCCAUCCACUAUUGUUUCCCUGAAAUCACAGAUAAAAGUUUAAUGAGGAGCAUUACACAGUUCAUCAGAAAUUUGGGUGAUAAAAUUUCAACAAGUACAGAUCAAAAAAAACAUCCAGUUAUAUUAAUAUUAGACGAGACUCUUGACUGUUUUCCUUGGGAAAUGAUAGACGUUCUCAACGAUGAACCAGUCUCGAGAGUUCCAUCCUUACAGUUUAUUUACACACUGUUCAAAGAACAUGAAAAAGAUAUCGUCGACGGCCACAAAAUCGUGACAGAUUUCGACAAGGGAACUUACAUCGUUAAUCCGGACAUGGAUUUAAUAAACAUGGAGAUAAGAAUGAUGAAUUUUUUUAACUAUUGGACUCCGAACUGGACUGGCACGUCGGGUUGUCAGCUUGAUAGUACGGAAUUUUUUGAGCUACUUACUUCAUCGGACAUAUUUUCAUAUAAUGGCCACGGUAGCGGGAGUCAUUUAUUGUCCCUGGAUAAAAUCCAACGAAGUCGAGUGAAGGCUGUCGUGUUACUUUUUGGUUGCGGCAGUACCAAAAUAAAUCGUAUGGACCCUCAGGUUGAAAUGUACGGUCCUUAUCACAUGUAUCUCAUUGCAAGGUGCCCUUGUAUGGUUGGAAUGCUGUGGGAAGUUACAGAUCUUGAUACAGAUAUACUUACCACAGAAUUUAUGAGUCAGUGGAUACCAUCUAAAGCUCCCGUACACUGGAGGUAUGUGGAUAAAUCCAAAUGGAAUAAGGCGGAAGAAAAAACUGCUGACUUCUCAGAAUAA